Myotis davidii is the source of this 2180-nucleotide messenger RNA. It is a transcript of the gene PIGZ, whose product is annotated as phosphatidylinositol glycan anchor biosynthesis class Z. Gene Ontology annotation, biological process: GPI anchor biosynthetic process. The transcript is spliced from 2 exons. The record is from RefSeq and is a predicted model, not a curated record. Gene Ontology annotation, cellular component: endoplasmic reticulum membrane. Lineage: Eukaryota; Metazoa; Chordata; Mammalia; Chiroptera; Vespertilionidae. Gene Ontology annotation, molecular function: alpha-1,2-mannosyltransferase activity. The coding region runs from base 164 to 1870 and encodes 568 amino acids.
GGAACUGUAUUAAAGGGUCGCGGCGUUAGGAAGGUUGAGAACCGCUGCUUUAGAGCUUGUUCAGAUGAUUGAACAUGAUAAUAACCGACGAAUGCUGCCCUCAGCAGAUGCAGAUCUGUGGCUCCAGAGCGGAUCCUGAGAAGUAUCUCUAGGCUCUCGGCCGAUGUCUUGGCAGCGCCUUGAUCUGAAGAUGUCACCCCGGGUGCUGUGGGGCAGCCUCAGCCUGCUCCGCCUGGUGUGGUGUGUCCUUCCACAGACAGGCUACGUGCACCCAGAUGAGUUCUUCCAGUCACCGGAGGUCAUGGCAGAGGACAUCCUGGACGUCGAGGCCGCCCGGCCCUGGGAGUUUCAUUCUAGCAGCGCCUGCCGCACGGUGGUCUUCCCGCUGCUGACCUCUGGCUUUGCCUUCUGGCUGCUCAAGAUCUGGAAAGAACUGGGCCCGUGGCCUGGCCUGGUGAGCGGCUAUGCGCUGCUGGUGGGGCCCCGGCUCCUCCUCACUGCCCUCUCCUUUGCCCUGGACAUGGCCAUCUACCACCUGGCCCCGCUGUGGAGGGCGGAGCGCUGGAAUGCCCUGGUCUUGCUGUCUGGUUCCUACGUCACCCUGGUCUUCUACACAAGGACCUUCUCCAACGCCAUCGAGGGACUGCUCUUUGCCUGGCUGCUGGUACUGGUAUCGCCCCGUGUGGCUCCGAGCCCCGCACCCGGGAAGCCCGCUCGAGGCUCGUGGUGGCACAGCUGGCUUCUGGGGACCAUCGUGGCUGCCGGCUUCUUCAACCGGCCCACCUUUCCGGCCUUCGCUCUGGUUCCCGUGUUCCUCUGGGGCAUUUGUGGGGCCACGAACUCUGCCUUCAAGUCACUGACCAAGGCAGCCCUGGGGCUCCUCCCAGGCGCGACCCUCACAGCAGCAGUGUUUGUGGCUGCGGACAGCUGGUAUUUCUCCAGUCCGUUUACCAAAAGACCCAAUACCCUUGUCCUGACACCUGCCAACUUCUUGCAGUACAACCUGGAUCCUCAAAACCUGGAGAGGCACGGAACGCACCUGCGGCUCACCCACCUGGCCGCCAAUGGCUUCCUGCUCUUCGGGACGCUGCAUGCCCAGGCCCUGCGGGCGGGGUGGCACCAGCUGCGCGUCUGCCGCCAGGUCCUGGUACAGAUGCACUCCCUGAGGGUGUGGGAUGCCCGGAGACUGCUGCCCGGCCCCAGCUCUCACCUCCUGCUCCUCUACUUCACGCCCCUAGCACUGCUGUCUGCUUUUAGCCACCAGGAGGCUCGGUUCCUGAUCCCCCUUCUGGUCCCCCUGGUCCUGCUCUGUAGUCCACAGACUCAACCUGUGCCCUGCAAGGGCACCCUGGUCCUCUUCAAUGCCCUGGGCGCCCUCCUCUUCGGCUGCCUGCACCAGGGGGGCGUCGUGCCCGGCCUGGAGCACCUGGAGCGGGUGGUUCAUGCGCCUGUGCUCCCGAACGUACCUACCCACUACACACUCCUCUUCACCCACACCUACAUGCCCCCGCGGCACCUCUUACACCUCCCAGCGCCGGGGUCACUCGUGGAGGUGAUGGAAAUGGGUGGGUCUGAGGAUCCGGUCCUGUGCCAAACCCUGAACAACUUCACCCGACAACCGGCCUGCCAGGUGGCCGGUGGGCCGUGGCUCUGCCGCCUUUUUGUGGUGACGCCCGGCACCACCAGGCCUGCCACGGAGAAGUGCAGCUUCCCCCUCAAGAGUGAGACCCUUGUGUUUCCCCACUUGACCCUUGAGGACCCACCGGCCAUGUCCUCCCUGCUGAGCGGGGCUUGGAGGGACCAUCUCAGCCUUCACAUCCUAGAGCUGGGGGAGAAGCCGGACAACACGACAGAGAACCCGUGGCUGUAGAUGACGACCCCACCCCACCUUCUCUUUGGGAAGCUGGGCUGGGGCAGAGUCUGGCUCUCUCCCGUUCCCUUCCCAUCCAGAAUGCCCACCCCUGCCUCUCCUGUCCACAGCCCUUGCUUUACUUUCUGGGGAAUCUGGCACCCUUCUCCCCUCAAAGACCAAAGAUCUGGCCAGUCACAGCCCUGAUGCCAAGGCCCGGAUGCCCCCAGAGGAUCUGGUAUAACCAGUCGGUCCCUAAUGUUGGUCCCUGCCCUAUUCCUUCCAGAAACUGUGAUGUUUGAAAUAUAUAAUAGCACCUUGUUGUGAAGAA